Molecule: messenger RNA, 521 nt
Organism: Amoebophrya sp. A25
Lineage: Eukaryota; Dinophyceae; Syndiniales; Amoebophryaceae
Source: the annotation of a GenBank genome assembly
CCGCAGUGUCAUUACUUCGGCUUGUUGUUACGACCUCUGGUGGUGACAUGGGAGGAUCUUCGCCAGGCUCUUUUUGGUGGAUGCAACCAGAGGAACCGCUUUCAGGCGUUGUCCAGCAGCAUUUUGGCGUCAAUAGUUUGCCGUACUACCGAACGAUGUACCGAUUUGUCGAGGGAGGGGUUUUUCUGGUGGACAAUGUGUUUUUUUACGGCAUGUUUACGACUGUCAUCCCGGUCGUCUUGUUCGGAGAUGAGCAGGCCUCUCGCUCCGCAGGACCGCACGUCUUGUUCGGUCUGACUCAGGCUGAAUUAGUCACCGUAGGCAUCUUGUUAGCCGUAUUCCUUCUUUCGAUGCUAGUUGUGGCCAUGCUGGCUGGGGCGUUCGUUUAUUUCGUAUUGCUGCCGCAGCGAGCAAGGAGCUCAUUGAAAUCGCUGUACUUGCGAAUAAGUCGCACAUCCAAAGGCUUGGGUCGUUUGCAUAUUGUGCAGGCUGAUCGAGCGCGGGAAACGUGUCAAGAUGGG